Molecule: messenger RNA, 5205 nt
Organism: Manis javanica (Malayan pangolin)
Lineage: Eukaryota; Metazoa; Chordata; Mammalia; Pholidota; Manidae
Gene: ZHX1
Product: zinc fingers and homeoboxes 1
Biological process (GO): regulation of transcription by RNA polymerase II
Cellular component (GO): nucleus
Molecular function (GO): DNA binding; DNA-binding transcription factor activity, RNA polymerase II-specific
Source: RefSeq, a predicted model, not a curated record
CAAGAAAAGGCCCGGCGGCGGUUGACAGGAGGUGAGGCUUCAGCUAGAAUUUAGACCAGUCUCACGAAGGCGCGGCUUCUGCUGAAAGGGGGCGGGGCUUGGGUCGUACUGCGGCCCGGAGCUGAGGCUUAUAAUAACGAAGGGCGUUUCUCACUGCCCAGUAGUGACACUGGGAAGGCGGAGCGCCCAGUGGGUGGGGCCACAUCUGAAAGAAGGCGGGGCUGCCUUCUGGGCUGACCUGAGUGAGCACCAGGCUUCCGAGGACAGCAGGUGGAGCUAUCGCCGGCGAGGGCCAGAGCCGCUUCGAGACCUGGAGAAGGCGGGGCUUCUGCUGACAGAGGGCGAGGAUUCCUCAGACUGGGGCGGGGCUUAUGUUGACAGAGGGGUGGGGCGGCUCCCUACCUCCCGCCGCGCCAGUGCAGUGGGCUGAGGCCUGGGUCGCAGCCCUGGAGAGCAGCAGGGUCCCGGAGAACUGGCCCGGGCGCGGAGCGGGGUCGGGGCGCACGGAGGGCGUGCGCCCGGGAAGGACCCGCCUGGGCAGGCUCUUCCCCUUCACUUCGCCCCCGGUCUGCUGUCGGGGCUCGCGCCUCGCCUCGCACCCCCAGCCCCAACCCUCCAAGAUCUGCAGGGCCAGCCGAGCAGCGGACGCCUUGUGCCGGCCAGCCGAGAGGUUCCGGGUGCAGGGUUCACAGGAGAUGGCAGAUAGGUACUUUGGACCUGUUGGUAAUGAUGGCCUGAGCUAAGCACCUCCUAAUUUGAAGGGAUACCCUUCCAUGUCAAAGAACAGAAUGCUGAGGAAGCUAUGGCAAGUGAGUGGAGCUGUGCUUCAAAAUUUUCAACAGUUCAACAUUUUAUCUGCCAACAAUAAGCUCUUUACUUGACUGCACCAUGAAAAAGCUGCUAAUGAGACUCGUUGAGCACAAAAACGGACUUGAAGAACCAAAAGCCAUUAUUUUCAAAUGAAGAAUACUGAACAGUUAUAAGCCUCAAUGCUUUUUAGUCACCACUGAGAUUUUCCCCAUAACAUCAGAAUGGCAAGCAGGCGAAAAUCAACAAUACCUUGCAUGGUCCUUGCCAGUGAACAGGACCCAGACCUUGAGUUGAUAUCAGAUUUGGAUGAAGGUCCUCCCGUACUUACACCUGUAGAAAACACCAGAGCAGAGAGUAUCUCAAGUGAUGAAGACAUUAAUGAAUCUGUAGAUUCUGACAAUCAGCAGAAUAAAAAAGUUGAAGGUGGCUAUGAAUGUAAAUAUUGUACUUUUCAGACUCCAGAUCUAAAUAUGUUUACUUUUCAUGUGGACUCAGAACAUCCUAAUGUAGUGCUAAAUUCAUCCUAUGUAUGUGUUGAAUGCAAUUUUCUUACCAAAAGGUAUGAUGCACUUUCCGAGCAUAAUCUGAAAUAUCACCCAGGAGAAGAGAACUUUAAAUUGACUAUGGUGAAACGAAAUAACCAGACAAUCUUUGAACAAACAAUAAAUGAUCUGACUUUUGAUGGUAGUUUUGUUAAAGAGGAGAACUCAGAGCAAGCUGAAUCUGCAGAAGUGUCUUCUUCAGGAAUAUCUAUCAGUAAAACUCCUAUCAUGAAAAUGAUGAAAAAUAAAGUGGAGAACAAACGGAUUACAGUUCAUCAUAACUCAGUUGAUGAUGUGCCUGAAGAGAAAGAGAAUGAAAUCAAACUGGACCGUGAAGAAACUGUGGAAAAUCCAAGUUCUUCAGCUUCUGAAUCUCAUGCAAGUACUUCCAUUGUAAACAGAAUACAUGCAAAUACUGCCAGUACGGUAGUGACCCCCACAGCAGUUCUUCCUGGGUUAGCACAGGUGAUAACUGCUGUAUCAGCUCAGCAGAAUUCCAGUUUGAUUCCCAAAGUCUUAAUCCCUGUUAAUAGCAUUCCUACGUACAAUGCUGCAUUGGAUAACAACCCCCUUUUGCUUAACACUUAUAACAAAUUCCCUUAUCCAACUAUGUCAGAAAUUACUGUUCUUUCUGCCCAAGCAAAAUAUACAGAGGAACAGAUAAAGAUAUGGUUUUCAGCCCAACGUCUAAAACAUGGUGUUAGCUGGACUCCCGAGGAAGUAGAGGAGGCAAGAAGAAAGCAAUUCAAUGGAACAGUACACACUGUACCUCAGACCAUAACUGUUAUUCCUACACACAUUUCCACAGGAAGUAAUGGUUUGCCAUCCAUUUUACAAACAUGCCAAAUAGUUGGUCAGCCAGGUCUGGUCCUUACACAAGUAGCUGGAACAAACACUUUGCCAGUAACAGCACCUAUAGCCUUGACAGUGGCAGGGGUUCCAAAUCAAACAAACGUACAGAAAAGUCAGGUACCUGCAGCUCAGCCUGUUGCAGAAACAAAGCCAGCGACAGCAGCGGUUCCAACUUCUCAGCUCAUCAAACAUGAAACCACACUGGCAAACCCUGAUUCAUUUGGCAUUCGGGCAAAAAAGACUAAAGAGCAGCUGGCAGAAUUAAAAGUUAGCUACCUUAAAAAUCAGUUUCCCCAUGAUUCAGAAAUUAUCAGACUUAUGAAAAUCACAGGCCUGACAAAAGGAGAGAUUAAAAAAUGGUUUAGUGAUACAAGGUACAACCAGAGAAAUUCAAAGAGCAAUCAGUGCUUACAUCUCAACAAUGAUUCCUCCACCACUAUUAUUAUAGACUCCAGUGAUGAAACAACAGAAUCCCCGACUGUUGUUACUUCACAGCAUAAACAAUCCUGGAAUCCUUUUCCUGAUUUUACUCCCCAAAAGUUUAAAGAAAAGACUGCAGAGCAGCUUCACGCCCUUCAGGCAAGUUUUCUCAACAGCUCAGUACUUACAGAUGAAGAGUUAAAUAGGUUAAGAGCGCAAACCAAACUUACCAGAAGAGAAAUCGAUGCUUGGUUUACAGAAAAGAAGAAAUCAAAAGCUUUAAAGGAAGAGAAAGUGGAAAUAGAUGAAAGUAAUGCAGGUAGUUCCAAAGAAGAAGCUGGAGAAACCUCUCCUGGGGAUGAAUCUGUUGUCCCUAAGUCCGGGAGUACAGGCAAGAUAUAUAAAAAAACACCUGAGCAGUUGCACUUGCUUAAAAGCGCAUUUGUCCGAACACAGUGGCCAUCGCCAGUGGAGUAUGACAAGUUGGCCGAAGAAAGUGGGCUUGCCAGAGCAGACAUAGUUAGUUGGUUCGGGGACACUCGCUAUGCUUGGAAAAAUGGAAACUUAAAAUGGUACUACUACUACCAGAGCUCCAAUUCGAGUAGUAUGAAUGGUCUGUCUUCCCUUAGGAGAAGAGGGAGAGGGAGACCCAAAGGAAGGGGAAGAGGAAGACCGCGUGGACGUCCUAGAGGAAGCAAGAGAAUGAACAACUGGGACAGGGGGCCGUCACUCAUUAAAUUUAAAACUGGUACUGCAAUACUGAAGGAUUAUUACCUGAAGCACAAAUUUCUUAAUGAGCAAGACCUUGAUGAACUUGUUAACAAAUCACAUAUGGGCUAUGAGCAGGUGAGAGAGUGGUUUGCAGAAAGACAGAGAAGAUCAGAAUUAGGUAUAGAAUUAUUUGAGGAAAAUGAGGAGGAAGAUGAAGUUAUUGAUGAUCAGGAAGAGGAUGAAGAAGAAACAGAUGAUAGUGACACCUGGGAACCCCCACGACAUGUGAAGCGGAAGCUUUCUAAAUCAGAUGACUAAAAUUUGCCUAAAACAUUGGAGGAGAAUCAAUUCUUCAGCUCAAGAUGUCUGAUUACUGUGAAUGGGCCCAAUUUUUGAUGACACUGAAAACAUUUUGGGGCAUACACAUUCUUAAAAAAUACCCAAAAGAAAUGGAACUUAACAUUGUGCCAAAGUUAAUUACAGCAGUUGGUGGAAGUUCUGCAAUGUAAAUAGAGCACUAAUUAAAAAAAAAACUUGUAAAAAUUCAAGUUUUAAUCCAGUACAUUUUUAUUCUGAUAUGGAGGCAUUCUGAUUCUUAGACUUUCUGAGGGUGUUUAAUGACCACUAGAGCUUAUCCUCAUAUUUUCUCGAGCUUCAUACUGUAUGUCUCCAGAUGGGCCUUACUGCCUGUAUUCUUUGAUGUGAUUAAGCUUACAGCUUUGAGCGACCAAACAUUUUACAGAGUAAAGAUCAUUAGAAACAGGAAAAAAAAAAAAACAAGAAUUUAUUGCUAUGUCUUUUUUAUCAGGCCCUGCACUAAAUUAAAAAUUGUGUUUGGGCUUACACAAUUUCAAUGUAAGUGAAAAAACAGCCUAUUGACACAUGUUGUAACAGUAAGAUUUUGUGAUCCCAUUGGCCCUUAAUGAUUGGAUCUUUCUUUGAACACAUUCAUGGAUGCCACUAUUAUUACUUGUAAUACUUUUGUUAUUUUUUUCAUUAAAAUUUGAAUUUGCUUUUUAUUAAAUUGAAGAUAAUACUGAAGGAGAAAAGAAACUGGCAUAAGAAUUUGAAAAGGGUAAAACUCUGAAGUAAAGACUGUACCAAAAAUGUGAAAAAGAAUCAUGUAGUAAAUAUAUACUUACUGUUUUCUUAGAAUCAUGGAAAGCAGAAAUGUUCGUGCAGGUAAGAAUUUUCAAGAAUUAUCUUUCAGUGAAAUUUUACCUGGUGUAAAAAUUUCAGUGACUGCAGAAAAAAAUUCUGAGCUGAUCAUAAUGAGUUAAAAGUUAGCUUUUCACUUGUGGAAUCAUGGGAGUGUUAACUGGUAACUCUUGCCAUAUCAGGAGACUGAAAGUUCAUACUAACUUAUAAACUUUGUAAAGACUGGUGCUGUUCAUGCUGAGAGGGACCCUUUUUCAAAAUGUGUUUUCUUCAUAGAAGAAAUGUUCAGUUUAAUUAGCUUUAGAUUUUAAACUGUGUUUCUGAAUGACCAGAUGUAGUGGGCUUGGCCAGUUUAUUUUAUCUAAUUUAAUGAAUAAUAAAUAUUAAGCUCUUGUUUUUACCUAAAUGUUUGUCCGCUAAUGAAAAUGUUAUGAAAAAGCCUUGAAUAUGCAUGCUGCUUUCCUUUUUAUAAACUUUUUAUUUUUAACUAUAGCUUUAUUAGUAAUUCCAAAAUGCUGCAAUUUAGCUGAUUUCUUCACUCAGACAGCUGGCUUUGUGGGUGGCUUUUUCAUACUACUGUUAACUUUUUUAAAAAGAAGCAAUGUAAAGACUGUAUUUGAUGCACUAAACUGUUCUUUCUUUUACAUGUUUAAAAACUUCUUAAAGCACUCUGUAUUAUAAUGAUUAAAUUGCUCCCUUUUUUUAAACCAUU